Bradysia coprophila is the source of this 465-nucleotide messenger RNA. It is a transcript of the gene Lamtor4, whose product is annotated as Late endosomal/lysosomal adaptor, MAPK and MTOR activator 4. Lineage: Eukaryota; Metazoa; Arthropoda; Insecta; Diptera; Sciaridae. Gene Ontology annotation, cellular component: lysosome; Ragulator complex. The record is from RefSeq and is a predicted model, not a curated record. Gene Ontology annotation, biological process: cellular response to amino acid stimulus; positive regulation of TOR signaling. Gene Ontology annotation, molecular function: guanyl-nucleotide exchange factor activity.
AAUCAGCUGUUCGUAAUUUUUUUUAGUACUCGCCAUUGUUUUCAUUUAUUUUUCCAUAACAAAAUGCUUGCUCUCGAUAAAAUUCCCGAUGUAAUUGGUUUCUUGGUGCUGACCCAGGACGGAGCUGUCCUGUCCAGCGGCGGAGAGUUGGAGAACGAUGAACAUCGUGCGAAUAUAAUUAACGGAUUGAUCAAUAUCACCGACAACGUGGAUCCGGAACAAUUCGAAAACAAUAGUUUCCAGCGGAUUAGCAUCGCGUUCGAAGAACACAGCUACGUCGUUUGUCUAUCCAACAAAAAGGUGUACGUCGUCAAGAAGAGGAAUCCGCAACAGUCAUCGUAUGAGAACAUCGAUUCCGGACCAGCUGCCAAUUGAAACUAAAUUCCACUUUAAAUUAUGUUUAUUUACCGUUCAUCGAUUAUUUUCUGAUUUGAUCAACCAAAUAUAAAAUUCAUUCGAAAAACA